AUGCAUUCAGUUCUAGUUACCAUGCGGCAUUUGCCAUUAUCCAUGAAGCUCCCGUUAGCCAAUUCCAAAGUGGUUAGGAUCGCUAAGGAGAAAGUGAAGCACCUUCAUGUGUUUCUGUCCAUGAGGCUUGGUUCCAUCGCCAAAUGUGCAAACUAUUUUUUCAGACGCUUUUACAUGUUCUUCCAAAGCAAUCCUUUAUUACUUCAGCUUAUUUACUUCAUGUCAACAUCCUUUGCUGGUUUCCUUGCUCUGAAGAAUCUCAAGCCACAGCAUAAGCCAACUCCAAGGAACCUGGACCUCAUCUUCACCUCUGUGUCCACAUUGACAGUCUCAAGCAUGGCAACAGUCGAGAUGGAGGACUUCUCUGACCAGCAGCUCUGGGUUUUGAUCCUUCAGAUGCUAUUGGGAGGAGAAAUCUUCACUUCAAUGCUGGGGCUGCUCUUCAAUAAUGCUAGGGCCAACACAGACAAUAUCCUCCAGAAAAGAUUGCCUUCAACAUGCAGGGACAUUGAUUUCUCCGAUGCUGUAAACAGAAGUUAUCAGAAUAAUAUAGGAGACAUUCAUUCAGAAGCAACCGUAUCACAUAACCAGGUAUCAGAAAGCAAAGGCGUGAAUCAGUACUUUUGCAGUAUUUUGGCUUAUGUAGUGGCAGGAUACUUCGUAGCAGGCAUUGUUUGCAGCUCUCUAGUCGUUAUUAUUUACAUUUGGACUGAUUCAGAUGCAAAAUAUCUGUUGAAGAGUAAAAAUAUCAAAAUAUGGACGUUCUCCAUCUUCACAGCAGUGUCCUCAUUUGCAAACUGUGGCUUCACUCCGAUAAAUGAUAACAUGGCAAUAUUCAGAAAGAAUUCCGGUCUUCUCCUUCUGGUUAUCCCACAGAUUCUAGCAGGCAACACAUUGUUCGCACCACUCUUGCGCCUAAGCAUAUGGGCCUUGGGAAAGAUCAGCAAAAGAGAAGAGUAUGCCUACAUUCUUCAGCAUCCAGAGGAGACUGGCUACAGGCAUUUGCAACGACAGAAGAAUGCUGUCAACCUGGUUCUGACUGCUGUGGGGAUUAUUUUGCUGCAAGUGAUGUUUCUUUGCUAUUUUGGAUGGGACUCGAAGCCCUUUGAGGGAUUGAAUUGGUUCCAGAAGCUGGUGUGUUCACUGUUCCAGAGUGUGAAUACAAGACAUGCAGGUGAAGCUGUCAUUGACAUCUCAAUCCUUUCUCCACCAAUAUUGGUGCUAUUUGCUCUUGUCAUGUACUUUCCUUCGGAUAAUUCAUCUGAUGACCAGAUCUCGACAGAUAAAAGAGAAAAUUCGAACAGCAGGCCAUUAUGGAAGAAUUUCAACAUUAGCCAGCCCGCUUGGUUAGCAGCAUUCAUAAUUUUUGCAUGUAUAACAGAAAGAAGGUCAAUGUCACUCGAUCCACUAAAUUUCAACAUCUUCAGCAUAGUAUUCGAAGUGGUCAGUGCAUACGGCAAUGUAGGAUACUCACUGGGAUACAGCUGCGAGAGAUUACUGAAACCCGACGCAGAUUGCAAGGCUGUUUCGUAUGGGUUUGUCGGCAGAUGGACCGACGAAGGUAAACUGAUAAUCAUCUUGGUGAUGAUCCUUGGGAGGCUCAAGAAGUUCAGCCUGAAAGGAGGAGAACCAUGA
Phragmites australis (common reed) is the source of this 1635-nucleotide messenger RNA. Its product is annotated as cation transporter HKT1;1-like. Gene Ontology annotation, molecular function: monoatomic cation transmembrane transporter activity. The record is from RefSeq and is a predicted model, not a curated record. Gene Ontology annotation, biological process: transmembrane transport; monoatomic cation transport. The transcript has 4 exons. Gene Ontology annotation, cellular component: plasma membrane. Lineage: Eukaryota; Viridiplantae; Streptophyta; Magnoliopsida; Poales; Poaceae. The coding region runs from base 1 to 1635 and encodes 544 amino acids.